Kalmanozyma brasiliensis GHG001 is the source of this 4515-nucleotide messenger RNA. RefSeq names its product Protein kinase domain protein. The transcript has a single exon. Gene Ontology annotation, molecular function: ATP binding; protein kinase activity. The record is from RefSeq and is a predicted model, not a curated record. Gene Ontology annotation, biological process: protein phosphorylation. NCBI's taxonomy places the organism in Eukaryota, Fungi, Basidiomycota, Ustilaginomycetes, Ustilaginales. Bases 1 to 4515 code for a protein of 1504 amino acids.
AUGGAUCGCAACGACGACGCGUUCAUCUCGCCCAAGAAGGGCACCCUUCCGCUUCGUACCCUCGACAUGAACCUGCAAUCUCAAGCGGCAAUGACCCCUCCUUCCAACUUUGGCUCGCACGCCUACCACAAUAAAUCGCCUUUCGCGUCCUAUCAGUUCCCAGCCGCACCUGCAACACAACAUCGACCCCAGACGCUAUCUAUACCGCGCUCUCACGCCUUCUCCUCUCUGGCACCACUUUCCAAGCUCUCGCCUAACCAGGAAUGCUCGAACAUGGACAUGGAAGCCGAGGAGGAGGCCGACCAACACAUCAUCUACAACAACAUCAAGAGGACCGUCCCUCUGCAGCAUCUGCCUUCAUUUGGACAGUCGCAGGAGACAGCAGUCAAUGCAGGUGCCCUUUGGCACCACCGCGGCAUCAGCAAUGGCUCGGGUUCUGACGCAAGCUCUGCCUCCGCCAACGCUGGUUUCGAGCUCAACGCUGUCGCCGGUCCUUCGUCUCAACCUAUGCUGCGUGCGGGCUCACGCGAAGACGCCGACAGUGCGAACGUGUGGCCGCGUCCUCGCACCCUAUUUGGCUCGUCCGACUCACACCGCCGACUCGAUGAUACCGAGAUGGACGUCGAUUCCGACGAGGAGGGCGCCUACGCUCAACCGCCUGCUUCGCCUUCGCCCCUCUGCGAUCAGCAGGAUCUCUUGGAGCCCAGCUCAGCUUUCAAUCUGGAUCUCAACGAGCCCAUGCUGCAGCCAGGCACGCGACCAACACACCGACUCAGUCGUAAACCCUCCUCUUCUGCCAGCACUCACACCCUCGCCAGCUUGUCGGCUCAGAUCACUGCAAGUGCAUCUCAUCGCUCUCGUCCAGCACGCUCACGACUGCCAUCCUCAAACAGCCCGCUUUUGUCCGCACACCCUUCGCAGCAACUCAUCACUCCCGCUCGACAACGGUCCACCACGAGCGGAGGCAUGGAUGUCGACGAGGCUGUACACACCACUUCCAAGACAGACGACUUGCACGAGCUACCUUCCACUCAACCACGCAUGCCGUAUCGCGCUCGAGCCUCCUCUUCUGCCGCGCUGCAUCGACCUCUUACUGAAUUCCUCACUCCUCGCAGUGCCAGUGCUUCGGCCGGCCUCAGUGACAAGCUGCCUGGUGUUGCCAAUCUCUUCGAAUUUGCUACUCAGCCUCGUCCCAUCAUUCGAUCCGACAGAGAUACCGAGACAACACCUCUGCGUGACACCAGGAGAAGGCCAGCCAACCUGUCCAUGAGCUCCUUCCCCACCGCCAAGCUAUUCGAAGACGAGAUCGAAGCCGCCGCCAAAUCUUCGGGCGGGGUCGAAGCAGCUGCGCCUCUCAACCUUGUCUCGACUCCCGCUCGACGAAAGAGUGCAUCUGCUCGCGGAUCAACCAGCGCUCUGCCGACUUAUCUCGAGACGCCGCAGUUUGCCACGCCACACCGACUCUUCGGCUCCUUCCAGGCCAACACUCCAGCUGAUGAUAGUGGAGUUGCGUUCGCUGACGGCGACAGCAGCGUCAAGAGCAGCAGAAAGAGGAAUGGCUCGCUUCUGGCCUCGACAGCAAGCAAGGACUCGCCCAUGCCCGCGCCGCCCAUCACCGCGGAUGUGCUCGAAGAGUCGCCCUCCCAGGAUGCGGCCCGACGACACGAGACCAGCUUCCAUCGCGACUCGCCCGCUCCACGUCCUUCCAAUCGAAUCGUGGCACAUGCCUUCGGCCCCAAGGAGCGAUCGUCGCUAAUGCACGAGACACGCUUCUCGAGCGAGACCAACUCCGCCAACUCGUCACCGGAUCCGAUCCCUCGCGUGCGAUCAAGGACCAGCACGAGCGCCGCCAGCCCUGCCAGACGAGCACACGAUCGCAGAGGACCCACCUCCGGAUCCAUGGACGCCACUGGCCAUUACUUCACGCCGCAGAACUUCAAGAGCGUCAAGCCGCUGCAGGCUGCCUUCAUGUCGACUGGACUCGUCUCGAAACGCAAUCGAGCUCGCGAGAAUUCGGAGGGUGCUGAUGGGGCUAGCGACGCCUUUGUUAUGCCGCUCAAAGCUCCCAACUUCGGGCAGGCGCUUGGUCUGCGCCAGGUGGUGGAAGCAGCAACCGCCCACGCAUCUGCGGCCGCAGAUCGCAGCACAAGCAGCACCAUGCCCGACACGCCUGUCAAGAAAGCCACCUCCACCCCUUUAGUGCCGUUCCCCAAGUUUGCUCCCGCGCUUCGGGGUCAAGCCGAAGCCAACACGUCUGGUGUUGGUCCGUCUCCGCUGGGUGCCCAAUCGCCUGCUCACGAUCCACACGUAAGCAUCAUCAGCUCAGGCUCGCCCAUCCUGCCAGACGGAGGCGACAGUCCCACGCCCGCUUUCAACAAUCUCAGCCUUCCCAACGCCAGCACGCCCGUCUCGAUCUCUGGCCGACACGGCUCCGCCUUCGGCAAUCUCCCUCGCAGCCGUCGCUCCGCCAUGAACGAGGCCAGCCAAGCUUCGGUCUUCGGCACCAGUGUCGACGAUGUCACAGAGGACGAAGGCAGUCUUUCUGACGUGACACACAGCCCCAGUGUCCAUUCGGGCCGCAUCAGGGAUGUGCAGAGACUUCAGAAAGGCAAACGAGCCAUCCACACACCUGGUUCCAGCGCCGCGCCCGCUCCGGCUCGAAAGAUGCUCUCGGUCGACAUUGGUAAGGCUGCCGGUGCACCCAAAGCGCUGCGUGUGCGAUCGGCAGGUCUGGGCAAACGCACCAUGAGCCGCAACGCCAGCUUCGCCCGGGAUGCAAGAAGCGGCACCGAGUCGAGUGGCGACGGCAGCAACGAUGCGCUGCCGCCUGCAACGCCUGUCACCUCGACGAUGCUGCUGCCCGGCGAUGACCAGAUGGAGCCAAUGACGCCGACACGCAGCCUGAAGUGGUUCGAGGCAGCGCAGGUCUUGACGACUCCCUCCCCCUCGUCGCGACGACAGGCUGCUCAGAAGCUGCGCGCUCAUCGCCUCGAGCUCAUGCAGUCACGCCGCAAGUCACGCCUGUCCGAGACAUCGACCUGCCAGGAGACGCCGCAAAAGGCACCAGCUGGCGCUUCCUCUCUAGGCCUCUACGAGUCAACGUCGGACGUGCGCGCUAGAGGCCUCGAGCACGGACAUCUGGACACGGCCUUCUCGGUCGAGGAGACCAUCGGCGCAGGUGAGUUCAGCGAGGUGCUCAAAGCUGUCUCGCGCUCGACUGGAUACGCGUACGCCGUCAAGCGCAUGAAGAGGGCCUACCUCGGACCCAGGGAUCGUCUGCGAAGGCUGGAAGAGGUCGACGUCCUGCGUGCCCUGUCUACACCGGGCAAGCCUCACCCCAACAUUGUCUCGCUGUUCGGCGCCUGGGAAGAGGAAGGACAUCUGUUCCUGCAGCUCGAGCUGUGUCCGCUCGGUUCGCUCGCAUUCUUCCUCGAAGAGUACGGUCAGCAAGUGGGCGCGCUGGACGAGCCGCGUCUGUGGAAGAUCCUGGCGGAGCUGUCGAGUGGUGUUGCGUAUAUCCACGGUCACAACAUCCUCCAUCUGGAUCUCAAGCCGGCCAAUGUGCUGAUCACGGAGCACGGCACGCUCAAGAUUGGCGACUUUGGCAUGGCGACACGCUGGCCGCUGGUGGAUGCUGAGACGACACUGAAGGGCGCCGGCUUGGACGAGGAGCCUCACCGAUACACUUUGGAGCACAUGGCCGAGCCCUGGCCUUCGCAGCGCGGACUCGAGAGGGAGGGCGACCGCGUCUACCUCGCACCCGAAGUCAUCUUUCACGGCCAGUACGGCAAAGCAGCGGAUGUCUUCAGCCUGGGCCUCAUCCUGCUGGAGGCGGCGGGCAACGUCGAGCUUCCGGACAACGGCGAGCCGUGGCAGAAGCUGCGUCGGGACGAUUUGUCCGACGUCGACCUCACCGCCAUCAGCGGGCCAAUGCUGCGUGUGUUGGAGCGACUGCUGUGCUCUGAUGCGGAGCAACGUGCUACCAUCGACGAGAUUGUGGGGCUGCCGACGCUAACGUGCGUGCGCUCGAUCAUGUCUCGAGGACUGUCAGCGUCCGAGAUGGACCAGCUGCCCGAGUUCACAGAGUCGUCAUCAGUGUCUGGCUCGUUGGCGAUGCUGGCGGACAGCUCGUCGCAACACUCGAUUGCGAGUGAGCUAUCAAGCCGUACGCUGGGCCUCAGCGAUUCGGAAGCUGGCAGCAGUGCAGCGGAAUUGUCCGAGACGGACUCGACGAUGGGCAUCAGCGGACUUUCUAGCUCGAUGUCGGGUCAUACCUCGAUCUCGACCUCGAUGAGUUCGUUUUCGAGCCACGCCGUGAUCCGCGUUCGCGGCGCACUGAUUCAGGAGCCGGAGGAGGAGUUUAUGCGCGAAGUUAUGGGCGCAGAUACAGUGGAGCAGCGCUUCUUCGGGAAGGGAGAUGUAGGUGCGACGAGGUGGGUCGGGGAGAGACACGGGAUGGAGGAGAGCACGGCGACGUUGGGCAGCAGACGCUUCUCGAUGGAGCUCGAUGUGUGA